CUCUCGACUUUUGACGAUCCGUGAAUAAUUUUUUUUUUUUUUUUUUUGUUUUUAAUUAGUGACUGAUUUUUUGUUAGGGCUGUUUAAAAUGUGUUUUUGUAAAUAUUUCGUUAGACGCGAGUUGCAUUAACUUCCGCUGAGCCUUGCUUUUCAGUUAAUGAUUUUAAAUGAAUGAAAGAGAAAAGUUAUGAUUUGUUUAAAAGCAUUCAUCAGAAUUUUAUGGAUAAAUAUAUUUAAAGUCAUGUGAACAGAGUAUGUGCAUUAAUUGAUAGAUAGCUAAAGAACGGGGGAAGAAAUUGAGCACUUAGAUGGCUACUUUCUCAGAUAAUGAGAAGGAAACAACUGUUAAUCUUACUAUGGUAGAGAAUGUCCCCUCUAGUCAUUCUAAUACAUAUAUCAGUGGCAUGCAUUUGGAUACGAAAUCUUCUUUAGACAGAUCAUUAUGGAAAACAUGUUACGUUUUUCGAGAAGGAAAAAAAAGUGUAAAGAUGACGUUCCAGGGAAAAGUGUACAAUUUUUUGGAAAGACCCACUGGAUGGAAGUGCUUUGUUUAUCAUUUUACUGUGUUUUUAAUUGUCCUCGUUUGUCUUAUAUUCAGUGUGCUAUCUACUAUUGACCAGUAUACUGAUUUUGCUAUAGAAACAUUGUUUUGGAUGGAAACAGUCUUAGUAGUGUUUUUUGGAGUUGAGUAUUUAGUUCGCUUGUGGUCUGCUGGCUGCCGAAGUAAAUAUAUGGGUUUCUUAGGCCGACUGCGUUUUGCAAGAAAACCCAUAUCCAUUAUCGAUCUUAUUGUAGUUGUUGCCUCUAUAUUAGUCCUGGCUGUUGGAUCAAAUGGUCAAGUUUUUGCUACGUCAGCUAUACGUGGAAUUAGAUUUCUUCAGAUCUUGCGUAUGCUACAUGUUGACCGACAAGGAGGAACGUGGCGUCUAUUAGGCUCAGUUGUAUUUGUUCAUCGACAGGAACUUAUUACAACUUUGUACAUAGGAUUUCUAGGUUUAAUAUUUUCCUCAUAUUUUAUGUACUUGGCUGAAAAAGAAGAUGUAGGUAUUGUAGGAAAGUCUGAUUUCAGCAGUUAUGCUGAUGCUCUAUGGUGGGGAGUGAUAACUGUGACAACUAUUGGAUAUGGUGAUACAGUUCCAAAAACCUGGAUGGGGAAAAUAGUUGCCUCAUGCUUUUCUGUGUUUGCCAUUUCAUUUUUUGCUUUGCCAGCAGGCAUACUUGGUUCUGGUUUUGCACUAAAAGUUCAACAAAAGCAACGUCAAAAACAUUUUAAUCGACAGAUUCCUGCAGCAGCAACAUUGAUUCAGUGUUUAUGGAGAUGUUAUGCUGCUGAUAAAACUUUUAUGUCUGUUGCUACUUGGAAGAUUCACUGUAAGGAUUCAGUUAAUACGAAUUCUCCAAAUCCAAAUACACCACUGAGCAAGCUGCUCCUACUUUCUCGUGAUGCAGGUGAUAAAGGACUCUUCCCUGGGGUUUCUAAAACUUUUCAAGAAACAUGGCAGGUAGCUAAAAAGGCUAGUGUUUUAAAAAGAAGAAAAUCCAAGUCAAAAAUUGAUAUUCCUGUCAGUAACAGUACAAAUGAAAUUUCAAAUCAACAAAGUGAUAGUGAAACAACUGUUAAUGGAGAUGAAAACAAAUCAGGACUGGUUCAUCAGAGAUCUAUAAGAAAGGAAUUUAAGCCUCAAUGUACUCCAACUCAAGCACAGUCAUAUCAGAGUAAUGAUGUAGGCUCUGAUGAAAUUGAGAUUGAUAUUGACGACCCACCAAUGCUUACAGUUCUAACAGAAGCACACAAAAAUGCAAUUCGAGCCAUAAGGAAAAUUAAAUAUUUUGUUGCUCGUAGGAAGUUUCAACAAGCUCGUAAGCCUUAUGAUGUCCGUGAUGUUAUUGAACAGUAUUCUCAAGGACAUUUGAACAUGAUGGUGCGAAUAAAAGAACUUCAGAGGAGACUGGAUCACACAUUAGGAAAGCCUGGCUCUUAUCUUACAGAAAAAGGCAUGAGACCAAUGACUAUUGGCGCUCGUUUGCAUCGUAUGGAACAACAGCUGAUAACUCUGGACAGGAAGAUGGACAUCGUUGUAUGUACUUUAAACAUGCUGGUCGAAAAAUUAAAUAAUGAACAAGGAAAUUCUGAGCAGGACAUAUGAUAAUGUUGACAGUUAAGAAUUCUAUUUCUGUACAGAAAGAGAUGCCUAUUUUUGCGUGAAUGAAUAACAAAUAGAUAUAAGUAGUCAGUUAUUGCAA
Stegodyphus dumicola is the source of this 2244-nucleotide messenger RNA. Its product is annotated as potassium voltage-gated channel subfamily KQT member 1-like. Gene Ontology annotation, cellular component: voltage-gated potassium channel complex; membrane. The record is from RefSeq and is a predicted model, not a curated record. Gene Ontology annotation, molecular function: voltage-gated potassium channel activity. Lineage: Eukaryota; Metazoa; Arthropoda; Arachnida; Araneae; Eresidae. Gene Ontology annotation, biological process: potassium ion transmembrane transport.